AUGGUGCCCGCCUCAGGUGGAGGCGGUUGGUUCUUCUGGAAGAAACCCAAACCCAAGCCCGGUGACGACUUGGAAGAAAAGGUGAACAAUCUAGGCAGGGUGUUCCAAACAGAAAUCUCAACGAGGUCCGGGAGCGUGAGCGGGGCUGUCGUUCAUGGCAAUGGCGGCAGUACAUCCAUCUCGACCAGCUCUGGGAGCAUAAGCAUCUCCAUACACCCAGUUGGAGUUUCCGGAACCGAUCCUCUGUCCACCUUGAAGACUACUGCAGGUUCCGGGAGCCAGAAUAUCAGGAUCCUCAGUCCAAGUUCCGUCCCUGGCUAUCGGACAACCACAUCCGCGAUCCGGGCACUGAGGGCAUCCCAUACGACCACCGGAUCAGGUAGCAUAUCAGCCAUAUAUCCGGAAGAGUGGACAGGGCAGCUGCACGUGGCCCUAAGGGGUAGCGGUAGCAUCCAAGCCAGAGGCAGCGGCCUCCAAGUCCAGCAACAAGGCCGCCACGAGCUGUUCGGCUGGAAAGGCGAUGACGCUGAGCAUGGAGCGUCCAUCGACAUCACCGAGAUGGGCAGUGGCAGCGUCCAUUUCCAAUGCUGA
Molecule: messenger RNA, 591 nt
Organism: Exophiala aquamarina CBS 119918
Lineage: Eukaryota; Fungi; Ascomycota; Eurotiomycetes; Chaetothyriales; Herpotrichiellaceae
Exons: 1
Coding region: 1-591 (196 amino acids)
Source: RefSeq, a predicted model, not a curated record